Molecule: messenger RNA, 1446 nt
Organism: Ceutorhynchus assimilis (cabbage seed weevil)
Lineage: Eukaryota; Metazoa; Arthropoda; Insecta; Coleoptera; Curculionidae
Source: the annotation of a GenBank genome assembly
AUGAGGAAGUUUUUAGUAAAGUUAGGCCUGAAACUGAAAACCGUCAGAAUGACUGUGGACAAAACCAACACCCCCAUGCUCGAACGUAACCCAUUCAACGAUAACGUUGAAGUUAUAAAAGCAUUCAAGAGAAGAUGGUAUAUUUUGGCUGUGUACGUUUACUAUGCAACAUUUAGCUGUUUCCAAUGGGUAGAGUAUUCUAUAGUGACCAAUAUAGUGAUGAGGUAUUACAAUGUCAGCUCGACUGCUGUUGACUGGACAGGGGUCAUGUUUAUGAUUGUUUGGCCCAUAUUUGUUUUUCCUUCGUCGUUUUUAAUUGAUAAAUUGGGUCUUAGAUUUGCAGCUUUAACAGGAUGCUUUCUCACGGCCAUAGGUGCCUCCGUCAAACUAUUUUCUGUCCAACCGGAAAAUUUCUACAUUGUCCUUAUUGGGCAAGCCAUAGUGUCGCUAUCCCAAGUUUUCAUUUUGAGCUUGCCACCGAAAUUAGCAGUCACAUGGUUCAAACCCAACGAAGUGUCCACAGUAUGUUCAAUAGGAGUAUUCGGAAUGCAAUUAGGAUCUGCCCUAGGAUUCCUAUUACCACCAAUGAUAGUCAAAGACGAUCCCGAAUUAUUAGUUAUCGGUUCCAGCUUAAAACAAUUAUGCUGGGCAUUGGCUCUCGGUGUGAUUCCUGCUUGUGUUGCAGUAGUUGCAUAUUUUCCUCAUCAGCCAAUAUACCCACCUAGUUUAGCCCAAGCAGAGGAAAGGAAACAAGCCCAAGAAGUCACCAUGAGAACAUUUUUAAAAUCUCUCAAGGAUCUGAUUACUAAUAAAGGAUUUUGCAUUCAGAUGAUGGGUUAUGGUAUAAGUUAUGGAAUAUUUUCAGCUUUUGGAACUUUGCUAAAUCCAUUUGUUUUGUCAUAUUUUCCGGGUGCAGCUGAAGAUGCUGGCCGAAUGGGCUUAGUAAUGAUUAUGUUCGGCAUGACUGGUGGAUUUUUAGUUGGCAUCUUACUUGAUAAAACACAUAAAUAUAAAGAAACAAAUUUUUUCAUUUAUGUUGGAUCAGCUAUAUGUUUAGUAGCAUUGCUGGUUUGUUUGCAAACAAAGUCAAAAAUUCUAGUUUAUUUAACUAUAGCUAUAUUUGGGUUUUUCCUUAAUGCUUACAUUCCUGCUGGUAUUGAAUUUGCUUCAGAGCUUACUUAUCCAGCCAAUGAGAGCACCACAACGGGGUUGAUCACGGCUGUAUCACAAACUUUAGGCGUAACUUUUACUCUGGUUCUCAGUAAUGUCACCGUCAAAUACGGCACCCUAUGGGCUUUGGUUAUCCAAAUUGGUUUACUGAGUAUUGGUACAGUGAUGACAGCUUUGGUACCCAACAAUUUGAGAAGACAAAAAGCUUUCAAUGAAGGCAGAGAUGUUGAAUUCAAGACGAUACCGCAGACUGAAGAUUUUAGUGUAAAAGCUUGA